Messenger RNA from Rubroshorea leprosula, 1280 nucleotides. Lineage: Eukaryota; Viridiplantae; Streptophyta; Magnoliopsida; Malvales; Dipterocarpaceae. The record is from the annotation of a GenBank genome assembly.
GAAGACCCAGGCCCCCGACACACCUCCCUUGAGAAAACCGGUGAGAAAGCUUGGAUUUCUCCUUCUCUUCUUGCUCUAAAACACAUGUAGAACCCAGAAACGUUCCCCUUCUCUGCAGAAAUCCAGAUCUGCUCGGUUUCUCCCCUCCUCUGUCCGUGAGCUGCAGCUUGUGGGUGCAAAAUUCUGGGCUUUUUCGAUUUUGGGUAAACCCAUGAGCUUUCCCUGCAGCUUGCCGCCGGCCUCUUCCCCCCUGCUAGGUCCGGUUUGCAGCUGGAAAAUUCUGGUAUGUGGCAGCUCUUCUAAGUCCCAAUUCACCCCUUUAAUUGCUGAAAUUAUCCAUUUGAAUUAUGCCCCAUGUGCUGUCCGAAAAUUCUGCAGAAAAAGGGAUGAAUUUUGGCAGUAAUUAGAGCAUAAUUAAGCUUAAUUCAUGUGUAAAUUGCUUGAGUUGGUUGCUGUGAUUUUUGGAGAGAAAAUCCCGUGAAUUAGCUAGUGUUCUGGCCAAUUUUUGGAUGUGUAAUUACUGUUCACAGAUUACUGUUCACACACCGAGGGUCAACAAUUAACGGGGAUUUAAAUGAUUAGUUUGUGAUAUAAGAAUAAAUUUGGAGAUAUUUGAUAAUGUGGAGACCGAUAGAAAUAGCAUCAUGAUUAGGGGUAAUCCUAAUGAGGAUUUCAGUUGAAUUGGUGAUAGUGCGGUAUUAAUUCUUGGGUAUUUUGAUUAGGCUCAUGAUCGUUCUGUCAGUUUAGCACUGAGAUCGAGUCUUCGGUUUUAUGCGAGUGAGAUAAGUAAAUUUAUGGUAAUGCCCAUACAGUUUUUAAAAGCAUGUUUUGAUUUGUUUUUGAAGUGGUGGCGGGACUAAACCCUUUUUAUAUAAAAGUAAGUAUGACUGAUUUGAAGUGCAAUUUUUAUGCUUUUCAUUAAAUUGAGCAUGCUUACUUGAAAUUUAAUUGAUUGUCCUGAUGAUUUGAAAGUGAUUGGUGAAUUAUGAUUUUUCUAUUAACUUCAGCUUGUUUUGUCUCCGAUGUGGUCAUGUUAUUAGUGACCCUGCUAGUGGGGAUUAUACGCUAGCACAUGUCGACAUGUUAGUGAUAGAAUCGGUUCGUUCGAGUGACCCUGCUAGUGGGGAUUAUACACUAGUAAAUAAUGCGCUAGCCAAUGGGUGGUUUAUAACACCGGCCGUGAUCUAUAGAGGAGACGUCUAUUUUGUUCCCGUACUGUAUCUGUUUUUCUGAUUAUGCUUGUUGGCAUGCUAUAAGUUUAAUUAAGGGCACUCCAUAUU